Molecule: messenger RNA, 473 nt
Organism: Exophiala viscosa
Lineage: Eukaryota; Fungi; Ascomycota; Eurotiomycetes; Chaetothyriales; Herpotrichiellaceae
Product: small nuclear ribonucleoprotein G
Exons: 3
Coding region: 149-394 (81 amino acids)
Biological process (GO): spliceosomal snRNP assembly; mRNA splicing, via spliceosome
Cellular component (GO): U12-type spliceosomal complex; U2 snRNP; catalytic step 2 spliceosome
Molecular function (GO): RNA binding
Source: RefSeq, a predicted model, not a curated record
AGAGAGUCGCAGGAAUAUCUGCGUAGUUGUGUACACGACCAAUCAGCCCGAACCCACGUUUCUCAUAGCAGCUUCACCUGCCUCUCACUUGACGACACAGAAGCCUUCAGCCAAGUUGAGCAUAUUUCACUGGUGACCAGCCGCGACCAUGCCUCAAGCGCAACCCGAGCUCAAGAAGUACAUGGAGAAGAGACUCUUCGUCCAACUGAACGGCAACCGCAAAGUCAUUGGAAUAUUGCGAGGUUACGACGUCUUUCUCAACAUUGUCCUAGACGAAGCAGUUGAAGAGAAGCCCGGCGGCGAGCGACAGCGAUUAGGAAUGGUCGUCAUCCGAGGAAACUCAGUUGUCAUGCUGGAGGCGCUUGAACGGAUGGGCGACGACCGACGCGGAUAGACGUGUGCGACGAUUUACGAAAGGCGAAGGGGACAUCAAAAAGGAUCUGUGAUACCCAAUUCAAGAGGUUCUGCUGGUU